Molecule: messenger RNA, 546 nt
Organism: Pseudocercospora fijiensis CIRAD86
Lineage: Eukaryota; Fungi; Ascomycota; Dothideomycetes; Mycosphaerellales; Mycosphaerellaceae
Exons: 2
Coding region: 1-546 (181 amino acids)
Source: RefSeq, a predicted model, not a curated record
AUGCUCUCCAUCACUGCCACCCUGGGCCUCUUGGCCACUACCGCUCUUGUCCAAGGUCUACCUGAGACACUCGAGAAGCGCUACACCACGGUGCAGAAUGUCCAACACACCUUUUAUGGAUACCCCGACAAUGACCCACCAAGCGCUCAGAUCGCCUACGACUGCGGUCGUGGCUACACCGCUGGUGGCAGCGGCACCUACGAUGACCCCCGUACCAUGGCGACUGCGCCAGGCGAGUUUGCCAAAUGCGAGAUCGUCUGGGAUCCCUACACAGAGAAGUACCUGAGAUUUGAGGACACUUGCGCUCAAUGCAUCAGCGAUUGUAAGUGCUCAUGGAAGAACGGACAUUAUCACAUCGAUAUCUGGACUGGAUCCUCAACCCAGAGCGGAGGACAAGCUCAGAUCAAUUGCGAAGAUCGAUUGACGCCAGACCGUGGUCACGAUGUCGUCCGUUAUGGCAAUCAAAACCACGAGGUCAACACCGGUCCACUGUACAGCCCAUCUUCGGGCUGCCACCCGGAGAAUGUGUACCCCAAUGCUAACUGA